Drosophila subpulchrella is the source of this 526-nucleotide messenger RNA. RefSeq names its product histone H2A-like. The transcript has a single exon. The record is from RefSeq and is a predicted model, not a curated record. Gene Ontology annotation, molecular function: protein heterodimerization activity; DNA binding; structural constituent of chromatin. Bases 65 to 436 code for a protein of 123 amino acids. Gene Ontology annotation, cellular component: nucleosome. Lineage: Eukaryota; Metazoa; Arthropoda; Insecta; Diptera; Drosophilidae.
GGGGCUCGUCGAGCAUUCGUUUUCAGUGUGUAAAGUGAACUAAGUGAAAUACUCGUAAAGAAAAAUGUCUGGUCGUGGAAAAGGUGGCAAAGUGAAGGGAAAGGCAAAGUCCCGCUCUAACCGUGCCGGUCUUCAGUUCCCAGUGGGCCGUAUUCACCGUUUGCUCCGCAAGGGCAACUAUGGGCGAGUUGGGGCCGGCGCUCCAGUUUACCUGGCUGCUGUGAUGGAAUAUCUGGCCGCUGAGGUUCUCGAAUUGGCUGGCAAUGCUGCUCGUGACAACAAGAAGACUAGGAUUAUUCCUCGUCAUCUGCAGCUGGCCAUCCGCAACGACGAGGAGUUGAACAAACUACUCUCCGGCGUCACCAUUGCCCAGGGUGGAGUGUUACCCAACAUCCAGGCUGUUCUGUUGCCCAAGAAGACCGAGAAGAAGGCUUAAACGUUUUAAAUGCGGAGCCUACUACAUACUUGUACAUAAAAAAUAAAACCCAACCGUCCUUUUCAGGACGACCAAGUUUUUACCAAAGAA